AUGGCAAAGGGGAUCUCGGUCCUCAAAUUCGUGGGCACCGUGUCCCUCGGGCUGUUGACGGGCGUCUCGUAUACCGUCUCAGCCGUCACUCUCCCAACUCUCCUCCAGCUACCCUCGUCGUCUUCCGCCGCUCACGCCUUGACCUCACUGCAAUCUUCGCUGCGUCUUCCCGUCCUCGCCCUCUCGUCUCUGGCAGCUGCCCCGCUCUUCCUGUCGUUCGUCUGCUCCCCGCGCUACGCUCGCCACCCGUACCUGUUCUAUACGUCCAUUCUGGCUGUGCUGUCGGUUGUAGUGCCCGGAUACCUUCCCCAGCCGGCUGCAACAGCUUCGAAGCCUACUAGCGCACGCAAGACCACCUCAUCUAGAGCCCGGAUGGAAGCGAGCUAUGAGGUCUUGGGCGAUUCGCACAGCGAGGGAGACCUGCCCAGCGAGUCUGAGCUAGAGGAUGUUAAUGGCGAGGAAGUCAGAGCCAACGUUGAGGGUACUGCAAGGGCAUAUCUCGUCAAGACCGGCUUUGCCGCCGCCGCCUUUGUGCUGUCUGUGGUUGGACUUUGGGGCGAUGGUGCUCCCCGAACUGUCCGUUACUAUUAG
This is a messenger RNA of Trichoderma breve, 591 nucleotides long. RefSeq lists its product as uncharacterized. Bases 1 to 591 code for a protein of 196 amino acids. NCBI's taxonomy places the organism in Eukaryota, Fungi, Ascomycota, Sordariomycetes, Hypocreales, Hypocreaceae. The record is from RefSeq and is a predicted model, not a curated record. Gene Ontology annotation, biological process: autophagy of mitochondrion. The transcript is spliced from 2 exons. Gene Ontology annotation, cellular component: mitochondrion.